AUGCAGAUCUUCGUCAAGACUCUUACCGGCAAGACCAUCACUUUGGAGGUUGAGUCGAGCGACACUAUCGACAAUGUCAAGAGCAAGAUUCAGGACAAGGAGGGCAUUCCUCCUGACCAGCAGCGCUUGAUCUUCGCUGGAAAGCAGCUUGAGGAUGGCCGUACCCUAUCCGACUAUAAUAUCCAGAAGGAGUCCACCCUUCACCUUGUUCUUCGUCUGCGUGGUGGAAUGCAGAUCUUCGUGAAGACUCUCACAGGAAAGACUAUCACCCUUGAGGUCGAGUCGAGCGAUACCAUCGACAACGUCAAGAGCAAGAUCCAGGACAAGGAAGGCAUUCCUCCCGACCAGCAACGUUUGAUCUUCGCUGGUAAGCAACUGGAGGACGGCCGCACUCUGUCCGACUACAAUAUUCAGAAGGAAUCCACUCUUCACUUGGUUCUGCGCUUGCGUGGUGGUAUGCAGAUUUUCGUCAAGACUCUCACUGGAAAGACAAUCACACUGGAGGUUGAAUCAUCCGACACAAUCGACAAUGUGAAGUCAAAGAUUCAAGAUAAGGAGGGAAUCCCCCCUGACCAGCAGCGUCUCAUUUUUGCCGGCAAGCAGCUUGAAGAUGGUCGCACCCUGUCUGACUACAACAUCCAAAAGGAGUCCACAUUGCACUUGGUCCUGCGUCUUCGUGGUGGUAUGCAGAUCUUUGUCAAGACACUCACUGGCAAGACCAUCACUUUGGAAGUUGAGAGCUCGGACACUAUCGAUAACGUCAAGUCCAAGAUUCAAGACAAGGAAGGUAUCCCCCCGGACCAGCAACGUCUUAUCUUUGCUGGUAAGCAGCUAGAGGAUGGACGCACGCUCUCCGACUACAACAUCCAGAAGGAGAGCACCUUACAUCUGGUCCUGCGUCUCCGUGGUGGAAAUUAA
Messenger RNA from Aspergillus pseudonomiae, 918 nucleotides. RefSeq names its product ubiquitin family protein. The record is from RefSeq and is a predicted model, not a curated record. The coding region runs from base 1 to 918 and encodes 305 amino acids. Gene Ontology annotation, cellular component: nucleus; cytoplasm. Gene Ontology annotation, molecular function: ubiquitin protein ligase binding; protein tag activity. NCBI's taxonomy places the organism in Eukaryota, Fungi, Ascomycota, Eurotiomycetes, Eurotiales, Aspergillaceae. Gene Ontology annotation, biological process: protein ubiquitination; modification-dependent protein catabolic process. The transcript is spliced from 3 exons.